AUGCUGUAUGGUAAUGAAUUCAGUUUUUGGAGUAGUCUUCUCUUCUUGUACUUAUCACCAGAAUUGAAACAUCGUGUUAGGGGAUGUUUAACUUCGAAAUCAAAGUAUGCUGCUACUUACGAGAAAGAAAUAAAGCCUAUUGAUUGUUGGCUAUUUUCUCUCAUUGCCUUGACUGAGAAUGUUCCUUUUGUGGAGCAUUGGAGGGAAGUCGUUAAACUGAUUGAGAAAUUUGUUCCUGAGAGGGAUGAUUCUGCUGGCAGAAGAGCUCCACAGGAGAUCAUGCUAUCAUAUGUGAAGCAAGCAGUUUUGCGCCUCUUUAGGGACAAUAAUGUUUCAUUCUCUACCGCUGAUGGUCAAAUAAAUUUCGAGAAGAAUAUGGGGAAUGUGAAGUCCUAUGCUCAAUUGAAGAAUUUUUUUGGGACGUCCCUUGGGGGAGGGAAGUGA
Messenger RNA from Saccharomycopsis crataegensis, 444 nucleotides. RefSeq lists its product as uncharacterized. The coding region runs from base 1 to 444 and encodes 147 amino acids. Lineage: Eukaryota; Fungi; Ascomycota; Saccharomycetes; Ascoideales; Saccharomycopsidaceae. The record is from RefSeq and is a predicted model, not a curated record. The transcript has 2 exons.